Orycteropus afer afer is the source of this 3569-nucleotide messenger RNA. RefSeq names its product hexokinase 2 (gene HK2). Gene Ontology annotation, molecular function: mannokinase activity; fructokinase activity; D-glucose binding. The record is from RefSeq and is a predicted model, not a curated record. Gene Ontology annotation, cellular component: cytosol; mitochondrion. Gene Ontology annotation, biological process: glucose 6-phosphate metabolic process; glycolytic process; intracellular glucose homeostasis. Lineage: Eukaryota; Metazoa; Chordata; Mammalia; Tubulidentata; Orycteropodidae.
CCACCCAUGGCUGAACCUGACGCGGCGGUGGCUCACGCGCCUUUCCGCUCCAGCCUCUUGCCACGGACCACACGUCCCAUCCCUGCCUCCCAGCCCCGCCCCGUCCCGCCCCGUCCCGCCCCUCCAGUAUCUGGGCGGCCGCGCCCGCAGGUCGUGUGAGCUGAUUGGCCGCGCUGUAGCGGCGGGCGGCCCGCGGGCGCACACACCCUCCCCUCUCAGCCAAUAGGCGUACGCGCGUCACUGACCAGGCGGCCCGCGGGCCGGCUGCCUCUCAAUAAGCCACAUUGUUGCACGAAACUCCAGCUCAAGAGUCUCUGGGCGGCCGCGAGCACCUAUCGGUCGCUGAACAGAGAAGAUCCGUGAGAGGAGAAUCACGCGUGGGACCGAGAUACCGAGAAGCCCGAAAGCCCUAGUGGAGCAGGGCUGCGAUUCUUUCCAAGUUGAGUCUUAGUGAGCGUGUGUCUGAAGGCCCGUAGGGCAGCCGGACACGUCGCCUAGUGUGAUACCUGGGUGCCUGCUAGCAGUUGUGACUAAAAAUCUGUCUUUAGAGACCUAGGAAUCCCUAGAAGGAACACCAUCGCCGUUAGCCUUCUUUGUGCGCCGUCCGGACUCCCAGCUCCCAGCAGGGCCGCCUAAACCCGGGUACAAAGCGGUCCCACCGCUGCCCGCCGCCUCCGCACGCACUCCCGCUCCGGUUUCCCAACUCGGCUCUGUCUGGCCGUGGCAGGAUGAUCGCCUCGCAUCUGCUCGCCUACUUCUUCACGGAACUCAACCAUGACCAAGUACAGAAAGUUGACCAGUAUCUCUAUGACAUGCGUCUCUCUGAUGAGACCCUUCAGGAGAUCUCUAAGCGGUUCCGCAAGGAGAUGGAGAAAGGACUCGGAGCUACCACCCACCCCACAGCUUCAGUGAAAAUGCUGCCCACCUUUGUGAGGUCUACUCCGGAUGGGACAGAACAUGGAGAGUUCCUGGCCCUGGACCUUGGAGGAACCAACUUCCGUGUGCUGUGGGUGAGAGUAACAGACAAUGGCCUCCAGAAGGUGGAGAUGGAGAACCAGAUCUAUGCCAUCCCUGAGGACCUUAUGCGGGGCAGCGGCACCCAGCUCUUUGAUCACAUUGCCCAGUGCCUGGCCAACUUCAUGGGCCAGCUACAAAUCAAAGACAAGAAGCUCCCGCUGGGUUUUACCUUUUCGUUCCCCUGCCACCAGACGAAACUAGAUGAGAGUUUCCUGGUCUCGUGGACUAAGGGGUUCAAGUCCAGUGGUGUGGAAGGCAAGGACGUUGUGGCUUUGAUCCGGAAGGCCAUCCAGAGGAGAGGGGACUUUGAUAUUGAUAUUGUGGCUGUAGUGAAUGACACAGUUGGGACCAUGAUGACCUGUGGUUAUGAUGACCAGAACUGUGAGAUAGGUCUCAUUGUGGGCACAGGUAGCAACGCCUGUUACAUGGAGGAGAUGCGCCACAUCGACAUGGUAGAGGGUGACGAGGGGCGAAUGUGCAUCAACAUGGAAUGGGGGGCCUUUGGUGACGAUGGCAUGCUUGAUGACAUUCGCACUGAAUUUGACCGGGAGAUCGACAUGGGCUCACUGAAUCCUGGGAAGCAACUAUUUGAGAAGAUGAUCAGUGGGAUGUAUAUGGGGGAGCUGGUGAGGCUGAUCCUAGUGAAGAUGGCUAAGGAGGAGCUGCUCUUUGGGGGGAAGCUCAGCCCAGAGCUCCUCACGACAGGACACUUUGAGACAAAGGAUGUUUCAGAUAUUGAAGGGGAGAAGGAUGGCGUCCGGAGGGCCCAUGACAUCCUUGUGCGGCUGGGCAUAGACCCAACACAGGAGGACUGUGUGGCUACUCACCGGAUCUGCCAGAUUGUGUCCACACGCUCAGCCAGCCUGUGUGCGGCCACACUGGCAGCUGUGCUACGGCGCAUCAAAGAGAACAAGGGAGAGGAUCGACUGCGUUCCACCAUUGGGGUGGAUGGCUCUGUCUACAAGAAACACCCCCAUUUCGCCAAACGUCUUCACAAGGCUGUGCGGCGCCUGGUGCCCAACUGUGAUGUCCGCUUUCUCCGCUCUGAGGAUGGCAGUGGCAAGGGAGCAGCCAUGGUGACAGCAGUGGCUUACCGACUGGCUGAUCAACACCGAGCCCGGCAGAAGACCUUGGAGCCUUUGAAGCUGAGCCAUGAGCAGCUGCUAGAAGUUAAGAGGAGGAUGAAGAUAGAAAUGGAGCGAGGAUUAAGAAAGGAAACUCAUACCAGUGCCCCUGUCAAGAUGCUGCCCACCUAUGUGUGUGCCACCCCUGAUGGCACAGAGAAAGGCGACUUUCUGGCCUUGGACCUAGGGGGGACAAAUUUCCGGGUCCUGCUGGUACGUGUGAGGAAUGGGAAACGGCGUGGGGUGGAGAUGCACAACAAGAUCUACACCAUCCCACAGGAGAUCAUGCAUGGCACAGGGGAUGAGCUCUUUGACCACAUCGUCCAGUGCAUCGCCGACUUCCUCGAGUACAUGGGCAUGAAGGGUGUGUCCCUGCCUCUGGGUUUUACCUUCUCCUUCCCCUGCCAUCAGAACAGAUUGGAUGAGAGCAUUCUCCUCAAGUGGACAAAAGGCUUCAAGGUGUCUGGCUGUGAGGGAGAGGAUGUGGUCACCUUGCUGAAGGAAGCGAUUCACCGGCGAGAGGAGUUUGACCUGGAUGUGGUUGCUGUGGUGAAUGACACGGUUGGAACGAUGAUGACCUGUGGCUAUGAGGAUCCUCACUGUGAAGUUGGCCUCAUCGUUGGCACAGGCAGCAAUGCUUGCUACAUGGAGGAGAUGCGGAACGUGGAGCUGGUGGAAGGGGAGGAAGGACGGAUGUGUGUUAACAUGGAGUGGGGUGCCUUCGGGGACAAUGGAUGCCUAGACAACUUCCGCACUGAAUUUGAUGUGGCCGUGGAUGACCUGUCCCUCAACCCUGGCAAACAGAGGUUUGAGAAAAUGAUCAGUGGCAUGUACCUGGGUGAGAUUGUCCGCAAUGUCCUCAUUGAUUUCACCAAACGUGGACUGCUUUUCCGUGGACGCAUCUCAGAGCGACUCAAGACAAAGGGAAUCUUUGAAACCAAGUUCCUGUCUCAGAUUGAGAGUGACUGCCUGGCUCUGCUGCAAGUCCGAUCCAUCCUGCAGCACUUGGGGCUUGAGAGCACCUGUGAUGACAGCAUCAUCGUCAAGGAGGUGUGCACUGUGGUGGCACAGAGGGCAGCCCAGCUCUGUGGCGCAGGCAUGGCUGCCGUGGUGGACAAAAUACGAGAAAACCGUGGGCUGGACACACUCAAAGUGACCGUGGGCGUGGAUGGGACCCUCUACAAGCUCCAUCCUCACUUUGCCAAAAUCAUGCAUGAGACCGUGAAGGACCUGGCUCCAAGAUGUGACGUGUCCUUCCUGGAGUCCGAGGAUGGCAGUGGGAAGGGGGCGGCUCUCAUCACUGCGGUUGCCUGUCGCAUCCGUGAGGCUGGACAACGAUAGAGCCCCUGAAAUCAGAAAGGGCUACCUUUGCUUCUCCCCUUCCCCCUUGCCUGUUGUAGUUUUAAAUCAUAAGGUUCCAUCCCCUUG